CACUUACCCAACCUAAGGUAACAAACCGUUGCUAAGAUCCUUCAAUAACAGCACCUUCUAGUCUCUGUAUUAGUUCUCUUCAAACUACUACUCUUCGUCAUGCCCAAAAACCGAGAAAGUCGUAAGGCUAGCCAAACAUCCAAAUUUUCACACUUAUUACACUUUAUCCAAGAAGGCGAUGAUGAUGACGAAAAUCACCACUGGAGCAAUAAGCAGCAAGAAGAAGCGUUUGCAAACACUCCGAUUUUCACCACAGCCGUGGAAAAAUUUGUUCACUCAACCUUCCAAGUCUCAUCAUCAUACUUAGCUGCUUCUGCUUCGAGUGAUACAUCCUCUGCCUCAAUCUACACCGCCUUCUCCUCCUUAUCCAAUAAUCCAGCCUCGGAGCUUGUUCCUCAAUAUGGCCUAAUUGGUAUUCGACAAGAUUCUGCAGACGUAAAUGUCUCGGCAGAGGAUCGCCUCGUUUUGGCAAAUAUGAAUGUUCCAUGGUCGGCCUUCAUAUGCGGAUCUCAGGGCGCAGGAAAGAGUCACACAUUAUCCUGUCUGUUGGAGAAUGCGCUUAUUUCAAAUAAUGCCGCUGGUCACCUUCCUUACCCCUUAGCUGGGAUGGUCAUGCAUUAUGAUAAAUAUACUAGCUAUUCGUCAACACAGGUGUGCGAGGCAGCAUACCUAUGCUCUUCGGGAAUACCUGUGACAAUACUAGUAUCUCCUUCUAACAUUUGGGCUAUGCGAAACCUGUAUAGCAACCUACCUGGGGUAAAUGUUAAGGUUCUACCUCUUUAUCUAAACGAGGAUCAACUUGAUAUCUCAAGAAUGCUCAAGCUGAUGGCCAUAGACCCAGCAGCAAAAGACACGCCUCUCUACAUGGAGGUGGUGAUGAACUUAGCCCGAGAAAUGGCAAUGGAGGGUCCAGGUGUCUUUACCUACUCGAGAUUCUGUGAGCGCCUUUCGAAGAUCAAAUGGGUCAAAGGUCAAGAGGCACCCUUAAAACUGCGCCUACAACUUCUCGACACCUUUAUAGCUCCAUCAUCAACAACGACCACCAAGAGGCCAGCCCGUGCUCAGGAGGAUAUCUGGGCGUUCGAACCAGGUUCAUUAACCAUCGUUGAUCUCAGCGAUCCUUUCCUUAGUUCUGACGACGCGUGCUCGCUGUUUACCAUUUGUCUCUCGAUCUUCCUCGAAGAGAGAAACAAAUGCGGACGUAUCGUGGCGCUAGACGAAGCACACAAGUUCCUCAGUCAGGCUGGCGAGGCGAAGAUUCUCACUGGUGACUUACUUUCUAUAAUCCGACAACAGAGACAUACCGGCACACGAGUGCUAGUAGCAACCCAGGAACCCACGCUCUCUCCAGAGCUAAUAGAUUUAUCGAAUGUAACCUUUGUCCACCGAUUUCUCUCGCCGAGUUGGUACGAAACGCUCAAAAAGCACCUUGCCGGUGCGAAGGAACAAAAACCGGGCGAUGCAAGCGUACUUUUCGAUGCAAUUAUUGCCUUGCAAACGGGAGAAGCGUUACUCUUCUGUCCAACAGCGCAGAUAGAUGUCGAUAAGAGCACCAACAAGCGCAAGCAAGUGAAGCCCCUUGGAAAUGGCCAUGUCAAGAUCAAAAUUCGUAAGCGCUUGACUGUAGACGGUGGCAAAAGCAUUAUGGCUACCGAUGCUCUAGUCGAAGCACUUGAACGCACUAAAAUCGACAAUGUAUUGAUGGGCGAUGCCAUUCCGAAAUUGCAAAACGAUAAGAAUGGCUCCGCGAAAGCUGUCGAGAUCCUAGGUUCAAGUGCGAAGCCGAAUAACCCAAACGAAAGCAUGCCUAACGAUGCCCUCAAGACACCGUCUAUAACAGCGGAGCCGGCUGCGAAUACUAGUACGCCCACAGCCAAGGCGCCGUCAGGAGGCCAAAUGAAGAAGGAACUAAAGCGUCAAGCCCAAGAGAUGUUCAAGGAUGGUUCUUGGACUUCAUUCAAGGAUUUAACCAAGAGCCAGAGGACUCAGCUUUUCUCUGGCGUCGAUACUACUUUCCAACUUCCGCCCGGCACAGCUGUAAAGAAUAAAAGUUUAAAGACCUUCUUCUAUAUCGCAUUAGACGAAAGCAUGGCUAAGUUAAAAGAAUCUGAGGAUACGAAGUGAAGCGUAACAGUCGACGCACCAAGCUAUCUAUUGCGCCAAAGACCGGAUGGUACAGGAUAGAUCAUGUAUAUAUCAAAUGUACAGUAAGAUUAUUUUGUUGCCUUGAAGUAAAGGCAAUGAAUUGGGAUAUAGCAGACACACUCAGGGGUAGCCCGUUCUACGCCAAGAAAUUAGUCUUAAUUUGCCCCCUAUUUGUGCCAUAAUCAAUUAUGGGAUUAUACAGUACCUAGUACCUAAACAUGAAUGUCUAAUUAGAAUGGCGAGACACCGUAUACACC
Messenger RNA from Daldinia loculata, 2402 nucleotides. RefSeq lists its product as uncharacterized. The transcript has 3 exons. The coding region runs from base 100 to 2124 and encodes 674 amino acids. Lineage: Eukaryota; Fungi; Ascomycota; Sordariomycetes; Xylariales; Hypoxylaceae. The record is from RefSeq and is a predicted model, not a curated record.